UAAAAUUGUAGUGGGGAUAUUGUGGAACUUCAAAGCUUUUGCAUUAUCAUCUAUCCCUCUGAGGUUUUGUUGUAUCGCAGAAGGAUUUGCAGUUUUGUAUUUAUUAACUCGUCAAAAUGUUUACGUUGUGCCCACAAGUUGAAGCCCCAGGUUUCUCUUUCGAGAACUGCAAAAGAAAUGCUACGAUGAACGGCAAGGGAUUUCCGGUCCCUAAAGCAACAAAAACCGGUACAACCAUCGUCGGUAUUAUUUAUGCUGAUGGUGUAAUUUUGGGUGCUGAUACAAGAGCCACUGAAGACACCACUGUCUCUGAUAAAAACUGUGCUAAGAUUCAUUAUCUUGCCCCCAAUAUGUAUUGCUGUGGUGCUGGUACAGCAGCUGAUACAGAGAUGACCACAAAUCAAAUCUCUAGCCAGCUUGAAUUGCACCGUCUGUACACCAAUCGGGUAGUCCCCGUGGUCGCUGCAAACACCAUGCUCAAGCAGUAUCUGUUCCGUUAUCAAGGACACAUUGGUGCAGCUCUUGUGCUUGGAGGUGUGGAUAAUUCCGGACCUCAUCUAUACUCAAUCUAUCCUCAUGGUUCCACUGAUAAACUACCCUAUACUACAAUGGGUUCAGGUUCUUUGGCUGCAAUGGCAGUGUUUGAGUCCAGAUGGAAGCCAAACCUCACUGAGGAGGAAGGCAAACAACUGGUGCGUGAUGCGAUCGCCGCUGGUAUCUUCAACGACUUAGGUUCUGGUUCUAACGUGGAUCUUUGCGUUAUCCGCAAAGGUAAUGUCGAAUAUCUACGCACAUACGACGAGGCAAACAAAAAAGGAGUCAGGCAGUCGUCAUACCGCUAUCCAAGGGGCACCACUGCUGUUUUAUCAACAAAAACCGCAAAGAUUGACGUGUCUGAUGUCACAGUUAAGUAUUUUGAUGAGCCACAAGGGGAAUCAAUGGACACCUCGUCUUAAUAAAAUCAACCACAACACUUUCGUAUGCUUAACGUUUAUAAUAUAAAUAACACGUAUAUAUUAUCUUCAAAUAAUGGACGGUGUUGUUCGCUUUUUGGUUAUACAAUAAAAUAAAAUAUCUCUUAUA
Molecule: messenger RNA, 1083 nt
Organism: Dalotia coriaria
Lineage: Eukaryota; Metazoa; Arthropoda; Insecta; Coleoptera; Staphylinidae
Gene: Prosbeta2
Product: Proteasome beta2 subunit
Exons: 3
Coding region: 117-956 (279 amino acids)
Cellular component (GO): proteasome core complex
Molecular function (GO): threonine-type endopeptidase activity
Source: RefSeq, a predicted model, not a curated record